Molecule: messenger RNA, 693 nt
Organism: Sungouiella intermedia
Lineage: Eukaryota; Fungi; Ascomycota; Pichiomycetes; Serinales; Metschnikowiaceae
Source: the annotation of a GenBank genome assembly
AUGCAAUUUGACGAAAAUGAUCUAAUGGCCAUGGACGCAGUGUCACGCUCCAUAGUGUCGCUUGUUCCUCUGGUGUUCCCGCAGUCUAUAUCAAUAGAAGACAUUGUACUCACUAGAGUAUGUUGUUCAGAGGCAGACAUGGACGAAUCCAUGCUAGACCAGCUAGUGGAGGUGAUACACAAAUGUAUGGGUAAAUUGUACGUAAAGCAUAAAGGAAAGAAUUGGCGGGAGGAAAAACUCGACGAAUUGACAGAGCCAGGUUUGGUUUUUACGUGGUAUAAAUGUGGAAAUGAUCUUGCUGCUUUCAUCGCUUUUAAAUUGGUUGAGGAGCUGUAUGGCAAAACAUUAUACUUGUACGAGAUACAAGUUCUUCCGAAAUAUCAAGGUAAGCAUCUUGGGACGGACUUGAUGAAGUACUUCCACCGUAUGGCUUUGGUGGUCGACGCUGCGUCCACUGACUCUAAGGUGCCUUACCAUGCAAUUUUAACCACCAAGGCAACGAGCCUAACUGUGUUCUCUGAUAAUGUCAAGGCGUUCGCGUGGUAUACCAGAAUGGGAUACAUUCCAUCUCCGGAUUGUUCGGUUGAUCGAAAGCUCCGUGGCGGAAAAGUGGUCAAACCUUCCUUCUACUUAUUAACAAGACCAAUAGAGAGUCCAGAUAUAGAUGAUGUAGAAAAUGAUAAUAUGCUUUAG